GAGGAGGAGGAGCUAUUGAGAGAUUAUACUACUAAGCUAGUCUUCCUCAUCCACAUGUGAUAUGUCCCUAUCUUCCUCUCUAUCGAAACAAGCAAGAAUUUUGAGCUUUGGUUCUGAAAGUUCAGGCUUUUUUUUCCUGCUGGGGUUCUAAAGAAUUCAAGAAAGUUAGCUUCUUUGUUGUUUUUGGUGGAAUUUGGGUCUGAAAUUUUUGUGGGUUUUUGAGCUGAAAGGUUGGAAACAAUGGAGAGAGAUUUUCUGGGUUUGAGCCCCAACAAUGGUUGUGUGACUCUGAAAGAAGAAACCAAUGAUGAAGCCAAGAAUUCAGCGGUACCUAGAAGUUCAGGGAUGCAGUGGUCGUUUUCAAACAAGGUUUCUGCACUUCCGCAGUUCCUGUCUUUCAAGGCUCCUCAAGAAGAUAGGCCAAGAAAAGCUGUUCAUGAUAAUACAUCUGCAUUUAUGACUAUUUCAACUGCUGAUGCUUUUCACUCCAGCCAGAAGUCGUUCUCUGGUGUAAUUCAGAAAAAUUUUGUUCUUGAUAAGCAAGCUGGAAACCACUGUGGAAUGACAGUAUAUCCUAUGCUGCAGUUUGAUGCACAUUCAGUUCAUCACUCCCAGAUCCCAAUUACUUUGAGUUCUCCAGUUCUCCAAUCCAUUGCUCCUGUUGGGAAUAAUGGUUCUACCAUAAAACUGCAACCACUUGGAGGAGUUCCAGUUUUGUCCCCUGUACCUGCUCAUCCUUCUACAACCUCCGUAGUUGGUACCACCGAUCUUAGGAACGCAUCCCAUUCUUCUGGGGCGCCUACUCAGUUAACCAUCUUUUAUGCUGGUUCUGUGAACGUUUAUAAUGAUGUAUCUCCUGAGAAGGCCCAGGCUAUUAUGUUGCUGGCUGGAGAUGGAUCGUCUCCGACUCAUUGUAAAUCACCUUCUGUAGCUCAAGUGCAUGCACCGACACCUGGGCCUUCACUAGGAGGUGAUGGUUUUUUCAGGAACCAGUCCCAUAUUAAAUGUUCAAUCUCUGCACUUCCAAGCCCUCUUUCUGCAACUUCACAUGGUAGUUCUCACGUUGGAGGAACAUUUAAUAGCACUAAUGAAUUAGCUAUAGUGAAACCAGUAGGAACUUCAGCGUCUCCUAUUGACCGCUCAGAGCCUUCUCCAGUAGUCAGUUCAGUGGGAUCGGCUAUGACGAACCUGAUUCCAGCAGUACCUGUGCCUCAAGCACGUAAAGCAUCCUUGGCUCGGUUUUUUGAGAAGCGCAAGGAGAGGAUGACGAGUACAGCACCAUACAAUGUCAGCGGGAAAUCUCCAGACCACAGCACGCCCAGAUCACAAGGUUUGAGUUUCUCGUUCAACUCUUCCGGUUCUUGUCCUCCCCAAGCUACAAAUUAGCGUUUUAUGGUGGCGGUGUGCAGUCGAAAAGGGAAGAAGUAACAAAAGCUUCCAACUGGCAUAGAUCAUUGUUUUAACAAUCUCUUUUGUGCUUGUAGUUGUAAGAUCAUUUUUGGACCUGAAGGAUUAGAUAAAUGUAUGAUAGAUAUAUACAUAUAUGGUAUAAGUGUUCUGUUUUUUACCUUUCACUGUGCUGUAAAAAUGUAUUGUUUUACUUUCUGCAUUGGAACUUGGAAGGCAAAUUCUAGAGGCCAUGUUUCUGUAUUGAUGUGUUGUACCAAUUGACAUUGAUGAAAUUGAAGCAAAUAUUUUUUUU
Pyrus x bretschneideri (Chinese white pear) is the source of this 1702-nucleotide messenger RNA. RefSeq names its product protein TIFY 6B-like. The transcript has 7 exons. Gene Ontology annotation, cellular component: nucleus. Gene Ontology annotation, biological process: regulation of jasmonic acid mediated signaling pathway; regulation of defense response; response to wounding. NCBI's taxonomy places the organism in Eukaryota, Viridiplantae, Streptophyta, Magnoliopsida, Rosales, Rosaceae. The record is from RefSeq and is a predicted model, not a curated record. The coding region runs from base 241 to 1386 and encodes 381 amino acids.